Galdieria sulphuraria is the source of this 1477-nucleotide messenger RNA. Its product is annotated as glycosyltransferase-like protein. The transcript has 2 exons. The record is from RefSeq and is a predicted model, not a curated record. Bases 24 to 1451 code for a protein of 475 amino acids. NCBI's taxonomy places the organism in Eukaryota, Rhodophyta, Bangiophyceae, Galdieriales, Galdieriaceae.
ACGGAGACGACAAGAGAAAAAAAAUGCCAUUGAAUUUGGCGCGUACUUGUAUUUGGUUAUUAUUAUUUCAAAACUAUGUAAAGCUUUAUUUCGCUAGUGAAGAAGAAGUUGUAUCAAAAAGUUCAAAUUUUCUAUACUCUAGAAAUAGUUUGGCGAAGAUUGUUCAUUCUCAAGUUUCUUUCGCAGUGUCAACUGCAAAUCCUUUUGUGCAUGGUAUCAAUGGAAACGAGAAAAAGGUGUCUCCAGUGGAGUUUCCCACAGCUACAGUUGUAGCUGCUUGCAAAGAACGUUUGCUACAACUCAAGCAAGUAUUCAACUCGUGGCUAUCGUUAUAUGGUAUUCGUCAGAUUGUGUUGGUGGACUGGUCCUCUAGCAAUUCCCUUUACAGUUUUGUACUGAACUCUCUUCACCAAACGUCGAGCAACGUUCAGGUUAUUGUUGUGCGAGUAGAAAAUGGAAGCAACUGGAAUCUUGCUCAGGCCUAUAACUUGGGUGUUUCUUUUGCAACAGAAGAUUGGAUUCUCAAGUUAGACUGCGAUACAUGGGUCGAUCGAUCUUUCCUUGUAAGACAUCCACCGCACGAACAUGUUUUUUAUUCUGCUUCUAUUGCUUCAGAGCGAAGUCUCCAUGGUAUCUUCUAUAUGCCGAGACAGGUGUUUUUUCAAAUUGGUGGUUUUGAUGAACGAAUUCAUUCAUAUGGCUGGGAGGAUGACUCUUUAUUGGAGAGAGCGAAGAGUUAUUUAUACAUGGAACGGAUACAGUCGGAUAGCCUUGUACAUAUACCUCAUGAAGAAACAUUGCGAUUAAGGUAUCAAUCCUGCCUCUUAGGAGCUGAUUGCUUACCUGAACUUGAGGUACAAUAUAAUCGCAUACUUUUUUCCAAAUUUAUGCCACCUUGGAAUGGCAUCAACUUAUUACAAUCUGAAUAUUCGCUUCUUGAAUAUAAUAUUUCAAACUAUAUUGGGUGGAUUCGUCUAUGGCGUCGGAAACCAGUUCCAAUGCCCUCGCUUUCUCCUUUCUAUACAGAUUUGGUCAAAACAAAGGCGAUUAGAAUCAUCUUACAGACCCAAUAUCAUUUUCCACGAAAUUCUAUGAAAAAAUGGCCUCUAUUUGUUCUUGAAAGAGUCAUUCGACAACUCACUAGAAGUAUCCCGCUUUUGUUAAUAAUGAAGUCUGAAAGAGCCUCGUUACGUUUCGUAAGGAAUCUAUCACUCAUACAUGACAAUCGAUUGGUCAUAUGUAUAACCAACAGUUCCCAUCACUUUUCGCUAGCUCUACAAAAUGGUUUUCCUGUUCUGCAUUGGAAUGAUACGGAAGUCACCUGUUUGUUUCAAAAUCCUAAAAGUUCUUAUUGCCUUCCAUACCAAAUGAUUUCAGCGAAAACAUUUUUGGACUCGUCACAGAAUGACUUGAUGCUUUUCUAUUAUCAUCAUUGGAUCCUGUUUCCAUAAAUGGGAGACGCAAUCAUACAUACAAU